This is a messenger RNA of Acinonyx jubatus (cheetah), 4468 nucleotides long. It is a transcript of the gene ZMIZ2, whose product is annotated as zinc finger MIZ-type containing 2. Gene Ontology annotation, molecular function: SUMO ligase activity; zinc ion binding. Gene Ontology annotation, biological process: regulation of transcription by RNA polymerase II; protein sumoylation. NCBI's taxonomy places the organism in Eukaryota, Metazoa, Chordata, Mammalia, Carnivora, Felidae. The coding region runs from base 242 to 3061 and encodes 939 amino acids. The record is from RefSeq and is a predicted model, not a curated record. The transcript is spliced from 18 exons.
GGCUCCAUUGUGCCCUCGGAGCGGGCGGCGGCGCGAUGGCGCGGGUGGUGGCGGCCGCGGCCCCGGGGCGGCGGGCGGCGCGGAGGGCGGGCUGAGCGCAUGGAGCGGCGCGGGCCGGGGGCCGCGGCGGCGAGGGGCCGGGCCGGGCCGGGCGGAGCCAGACCAGCUGAGUCCCACGUAAACAGCUGUGAGGACUACUUCCUGCCACCCGCAGACCCGGCCUUUAGGCUGCCCGAGGCCAAUGAACCCCAUGCACCCCGUAAAACCCGCCCUGCCCCCCACACCGCACGGUGAUGGUCCAUUUGCUUAUGAGCCGGUGCCUUGGCAGCAGAGCGCCACUCAGCCAGCAGGGUCGCUGUCUGUCGUCACGACCGUGUGGGGUGUCGGCAACGCGGCACAGAGUCAGGUUUUGGGGAACCCCAUGGGCCCUGCAGGGAGCCCCCCCGGCAGCUCUGUAAUGCCUGGUGUGGCAGGUGGUGGCCCUGCUCUGAACUCCGCACAGUGCCUCGGACAGCAGGCGUUUGGCGAGGGUGCUGCCAACAAGGGCUUCGUGCAGCAAGGAGUGUAUGGCCGCGGGGGCUACCCAGGGGGCCCUGGCUUCACGGCUGGGUAUGCGGGCGGCCCGGGGGGGCCAGGGGGCCUGGGUCUGCCCUCACAUGCCACACGGCCCUCCACCGAUUUUACUCAGGCGGCAGCAGCAGCUGCAGUGGCUGCUGCUGCGGCCACCGCCACGGCCACCGCCACGGCCACCGUGGCUGCCCUCCAGGAGAAGCAGAGCCAGGAGCUGAGCCAGUACGGAGCGAUGGGGGCUGGGCAGGCUUUUAACAGCCAGUUCCUGCAGCACGGAGGUCCCCGGGGGCCCAGCGUCCCUGGCAGCAUGAACCCCACCAGCGUGGGAGGGCUGCUGGGCCCCUCUGGCAUGAACCCCAUGGGCAUGAACCCCACCCGGGCAGCAGGCAUGGCACCCCUCUAUGCAGGGCAGCGCCUGCCCCAGCACGGGUACCCUGGGCCUCCCCAGGCCCAGCCACUGCCCCGACAGGGGGUCAAGAGAGCCUACUCCAGCGAGGUUUAUCCAGGACAGCAGUACCUGCCAGGAAGCCAGUACGGACCCAGUGCCACCCAGUACACGUCCGGUGCCGGGCCGCCCCCUGCCCCGUCCUCCUACCCUGGGCACCGGCUGCCCCUGCAGCAGGGUGUGGGCCAGUCCCUGUCCGCCUCUGGCCCAGCAGGACUGCAGUACAAGCCCACAGAGCAGUUCAACGGGCAGGGUGCCAACUUCAACGGGGGAAGCGUCAGCUACAGCCAGCCCGGCCUGAGUGGGCCCACCCGUUCCAUCCCUGGCUACCCCAGCUCCCCACUGCCUGGGAGCCCCACGCCACCCAUGACCCCCGGCAGCAGCGUCCCCUACAUGUCCACCAGCCAGGAGGUCAAAUCGCCCUUCCUGCCAGACCUCAAGCCCAGCGUGAGCUCCUUGCACCCAUCACCCCCCAGCAGCGGCCCGGGUGACGAGCUGCGGCUGACCUUCCCGGUGCGGGACGGGGUAGUGCUGGAGCCCUUCCGCCUGCAGCACAACCUGGCUGUGAGCAACCACGCGUUCCAGCUCCGGGACUCUGUCUACAAGACCUUGAUGCUGAGGCCAGACCUGGAGCUGCAGUUCAAGUGCUAUCACCAUGAGGACCGGCAGACCAACACCAACUGGCCGGCGUCGGUGCAGGUCAGUGUCAACGCCACCCCGCUCACCAUCGAGCGCGGCGACAACAAGACUUCCCACAAGCCGCUGUACCUGAAGCACGUGUGCCAGCCGGGCCGCAACACCAUCCAGAUCACGGUCACAGCCUGCUGCUGCUCCCACCUGUUCGUGCUGCAGCUGGUGCACCGGCCGUCCGUCCGCUCGGUGCUGCAGGGCCUCCUCAGGAAGCGCCUCCUGCCCGCGGAGCACUGUAUCACCAAGAUAAAACGCAACUUCAGCAGCGGCACCGUCCCCGGCACCCCUGGGCCCAACGGUGAGGAUGGGGUGGAGCAGACAGCCAUCAAGGUGUCCCUCAGGUGUCCCAUCACAUUCCGCAGGAUCCAGCUCCCCGCCCGAGGCCAUGACUGUCGCCACAUACAGUGUUUCGACCUGGAGUCCUACCUGCAGCUCAACUGUGAGCGGGGGACCUGGCGGUGCCCUGUGUGCAACAAGACAGCGCUGCUGGAGGGCCUGCAGGUGGACCAGUAUGUGCUGGGCGUCCUCGUUCACAUUCAGAAUUCUGACUACGAGGAGAUCACCAUCGACCCCACGUGCAGCUGGAAGCCGGUGCCCGUAAAGCCCGACGUUCACGUCAAGGAAGAGCCGGACGGGCCAGUGCUGAAGCGCUGUCGCACCGUGAGCCCCGCACAUAUGCUCAUGCCCAGCGUGAUGGAGAUGAUAGCAGCCCUGGGCCCCGCCGCUGCCCCCUUCGCCCCCCUGCAGCCCCCCUCGGCCCCGGCCCCAGCCCCUGGUGACUACCCCGGCCAGGUGCCAGCUCCCAGGCCUCACCCAACAUGGGCUCUGCUCUCAGGUUCCAGCUUCCUGGGACCCGGGACCUUCCCUGAGUCCUUCCCGCCUGCCACGCCCAGCACCCCGGCCCUUCCUGAGUUCACCCCGGGGCCACCCCCCAGCUCCUACCAGUCCGACAUUCCUAGCAGCCUCCUGACACCUGAGAAGUCUGUUCCCUGCCUCCCAGGCCAGAUGCCGCCAGCGGGUCACCUGGACCCUGCCCACAACCCAGGGGCUCCAGGGCUGCUCACCCCCAGCCUUGGAGGGGCCCCAGGGCCCCAGCUGCACCAUCCAAAUCCUCCCCCAGCAUCCCGGCAGCCCCUGGGCCCAGUGAGCUCAGGCCCCAUCGGCGAGUUGGCCUUCAGCACUGCCACAGGCGUGAUGGGGCCCCCCAUGUCUGGGGCGGGGGAGGCCCCGGAACCAGCCCUGGACGUGAGUACAGGCCCCAUGCCAGGGAGCGCAUGGGAGCUGGGGCUGGGGACGGUGUGUCCGUCGUCCCCAGGGUCCACAUGCUUCAUAGAAGGGAGGACACUGACGCCCUAGUGACCUUGAAGCCAGGACAGCUGGUCAGAUAGCGUCAGCUCUUUUGAUGAUGAGUGUCAGGUACCUGAGUAGCCGCGGGAUGACUCUGUCCAGGCAGUUGGCUACAGGAACCUGUGUAGAGUCCCCAAGAAGAUUGGGCUUGCAGAGGACCACACUGGCCUCGGUGUGGUUUGAGCUGACCCACAGGUGUCGCGUGAGCCAAAAUCAGUGCGUGCACUGCAGGUAAUGGUCUUUCUCUCUAAUAAACCGAACACCCUGAAGUUCAGCGGGAGAAAAUUAGAGCAGCUCAAAGCAGAAUAUCCCAGACACUGGAAACCCCACUUCUUGCAUUUGCUGUGUUCACAUCGGGGUCCCCACAUGGCCCCAUGCAUGCCCCCUGGGGCAGACGCUCUGUGUCCCAGGUUGUCCUUGGACAACUUGUAUGGAGUGAUUCCUGGUCAAAGAGCAGCCUUCGGCAGGGAGAGCCCCGUGCAGGCUGAGGGGCUCAGGCACAGGGUCCCCUGCAGGGGUGUGGUGGGCCUGAGGCCAAAGCUGCUGAUGGCUUUGCUUUGUCCCCAGCUGCUCCCAGAACUGACCAACCCCGAAGAACUGCUGUCCUACCUUGGCCCACCUGACCUCCCCACAAACAGCAAUGACGACCUUCUCUCUCUCUUCGAGAACAACUGAUCCUGUCGCCCCCGCCCAGCUGGCGGGGACACACCCGCAGAUGCCACCACACCCUGCCCCAGCCACCUGCCCACCACCCCCCUCGGACCGUGGAGGCAGCUGCGCUGGGUGGGAGGGGACCUCAGACACCCCGCCCCCGCCCAGCUCAGCCCCACCCCAUCCACCACCUGCUGCCCCUGACCCCAGCUGGGCCCCGUCCAUACACACCUGUGUCCCCAACCUCGCCCCUGGACCCAACCCCGCCUGCUCCCACCAGCCUGCAUCUUGUCCAGCGUUGACCCUUCUGUUGCAGUGACCCUGUGGCUCCCUGGCGAGGAGCAGGGCGGCCCUGUCCUGAGCCUGAUCUCGCAGUGGGAGUGGGUCCGUCUUCCCACCCGAAGCCUCAGACCAGGGCCAUGGGGUAGGAGGUCCAAAGCACAACAAUGUACAUAGUGUAGAAACACUAAGAGCUCUGGGCAAGCAGCCGGGGACCCCGCGGGCUCCUGCCCCUCCUGGGUGCAGACAGCGGGGCAGAUGGCCGUGAGCUUCGGUCUCCCGGGGGUGGGUGCCCAGACCCAGCUCUGUGUACAGACUCCAGCGGGCUGCCCGAGUACCCCUUUUCUGUGAACGUGAAGAAUUGGUCCCGCUGUGUUUUUUAAAACUGCCUCUCCCACGUCCACCCCAGGGCCAGGCCGGGUGGGGGAGGGGGGGCCAGUCGUGUCCCCUGUCUGCCAGUCUCUAUUAAAGGACUCCCUCAAGGUG